This is a messenger RNA of Rubroshorea leprosula, 1165 nucleotides long. The record is from the annotation of a GenBank genome assembly. Lineage: Eukaryota; Viridiplantae; Streptophyta; Magnoliopsida; Malvales; Dipterocarpaceae.
AUCCGAAGUGAAGAUGCGGACUGAAGAAGGACUUCUGGUUUGGUGCAAUUACAUUGGCGCCGUCUGUGGGAAAUCGAAUAAAAAGCUUUAUUUGUAUGUUGAUCCGGUUGAUCGAAGGGAAGAGAAGAUGAGUGAAAGGCUCAUGGCUGAUUCUUUUGAGUCGCAAAAGUAGAUCUGAUGAAUUUGCCUAUUCUUUUGAGUCGCAUAAGUAGAUCUGAUGAAUUUGCCUGUGCUUUUGAGUUGCAUAAGUAGAUCUGAUGAAUUUGCCUGUGCUUUUGAGUUGCAGAAGUAGAUCUGAUGAAUUUACAGAGUGAGUUUGUUCGCCUGUGAAAAAAAAGAAGUUUUCACAAAAUAGAUCUGAUAAAUUUACAAAAUGGGUUUAUUCGCUUGUAAAGAAGAGAAGCUUUCACAAGAAGAUAAACAGCACGAGCUGCGAAAUGCUGAAGCACGAGCUCCAAAGGCCGAGAACGAAGUGCGAGAUGCUGGAGCACGAACUGCAAGGGCCGAGAACGAAGUGCAGAACUCAACCAGGAGCUGCAGAGCUCAAAUGCAGAAGUCCGAGGUGCGGGAUGCUGAAGCACGAACUGCAAAGGCCGAGAGCGAAGUGCAGAACUCAACCAUGAGCUGCAGAGCUCAAAUGCAGAAGUCCGAGGUGCGGGAUGCUGAAGCACGAGCUCCAAAGGCCGAGAACGAAGUGCGAGAUGCUGAAGCACGAGCUGCAAAGGCCGAGAGCGAAGUGCAGAAUUCAACCACAAGCUGCAGAGCUCAAAUGCAGAAGUCCGAGGUGCGGGAUGCUGAAGCACGAGAUCCAAAGGCCGAGAACGAAGUGCAGAACUUGAGCAUGAGCUGCAGAGCUCACACUUGCUGCCGAGGUCGAGCACAGUGUAGAAAUCAAACACGAGCUGCAGAGCUCAAACACUCACUGCCGAGGUCAGCCACGAGAUGCAGAGGCCGAGCAUGAAGUGCAGAACUUGAACACAAGGUGCAGAGGUCGAGCAUGAGCUUCAGAUGUGCAGCACGAGCUGCAAGGUGUCAACACCCUCAACAAGGUGCCGACACUUUUCCUGCAUCUGUCCUGAAGAGUCCGUGUCGGGUUUUUGUCCUUCUCUGCAAAUUCUGGUAACGUCCUCGUGAUACAGGUUGUUAAGAAAGCAAUCGAGCUCCG